This is a messenger RNA of Cynocephalus volans (Philippine flying lemur), 4588 nucleotides long. RefSeq names its product PHD finger protein 24 (gene PHF24). The record is from RefSeq and is a predicted model, not a curated record. The transcript is spliced from 8 exons. Lineage: Eukaryota; Metazoa; Chordata; Mammalia; Dermoptera; Cynocephalidae. Gene Ontology annotation, cellular component: nucleus; cytoplasm. Gene Ontology annotation, molecular function: transcription corepressor activity. Bases 112 to 1440 code for a protein of 442 amino acids.
CCCGCGCCGCCUGCUCCCGGCGCUCGGCCCUGCACGCCGGCGGGCAGCGCGGGGCCCACGGUGUCGAGUCCGCCAGCUCGGACCCGCUCCCGCACCCGACGGUCCCGAACCAUGGGAGUGUUGAUGUCCAAGCGGCAGACAGUGGAGCAGGUGCAGAAGGUGAGUCUGGCUGUGUCUGCCUUCAAGGAUGGGCUGCGGGACAGGCCUUCCAUCCGACGCACGGGUGAGCUACCAGGGUCCCGCCGUGGCACUGUAGAGGGCUCUGUCCAGGAGGUACAGGAGGAGAAAGAAGCAGAGGCAGGCACCCCAGUGGUGCAGGAAGAGAGCAGUGUCAACCGUGCAGCCUGGGAGCGGCUCCGAGAUGGGCGUGGAGUGGAGCCUGAGGAGUUUGAUAGAACCAGUCAUUUCACACCCCCGGCCUUCAUCCGCCCCACCCGGAAGCUGGAUGAUGACAAGUCUCCAGAUAUCUGCUUGGAUCCCAGAGAGCCUGUUGUCAACGAUGAGAUGUGUGAUGUCUGUGAGGUCUGGACAGCUGAGAGCCUCUUCCCAUGCAGGGUCUGCACCAGGGUUUUCCAUGAUGGCUGCCUGCACCGCAUGGGCUACAUCCAAGGAGACAGUGCAGCAGCGGUGACUAAGAUGGCCCACACAGAAACAGGCUGGAGCUGCCACUACUGUGACAACCUCAACUUGCUCCUUACUGAGGAGGAAAUGUACAGCCUCACAGAGACCUUUCAGCAGUGUAAAGUCAUCCCUGAUUGCUCCCUGACGCUGGAGGACUUUCUGCGCUACCGCCACCAAGCAGCAAAGCGGGGGGACAGUGACAGGGCCCUGAGCGAGGAGCAGGAGGAGCAGGCAGCCCGCCAGUUUGCAGCUCUGGACCCUGAACAUCGAGGCCACAUAGAGUGGCCUGACUUCUUGUCCCAUGAGUCCCUCCUACUUCUGCAGCAAUUGCGUCCCCAGAACUCUCUGUUGAGGCUUCUGACAGUCAAGGAACGGGAACGAGCCCGAGCCACCUUUCUGGCACGGGGCAGUGGGAACACCAUCAGCGAGACAGAGUGCCGCCGUGCCCAGCACUCUUGGUUCUGCAAAGGCCUUGCAGAGGUUCCUUCCUGUAGUAUCAGCAUCAGCCAUGUGGGUCCCAUAGACAGCAGCCCAGCCAGUGGGAGCAGCAAGAGUCAGGACAAGGCCCUGCUGCCCACAGAGCAAGAGUCCAGCUCAACUGCAGACCUACAAAAGUCUGCCAUCGUGUGGAGGACAGAGCCAGUCUCUUCCACAGCUCAAGAAAGCAGCUCCACAGAAGCCCUGAGCAAGACUCCUUUCAGCCAUCCUGGCAAUGAGGAUAGGAGACUGGGGCUUAAGAGGGGAAUUUGCAUCUCAGCUCUCUCAAACAAAAGGUCUGGUAAAGCCUCACAGAAGAUUUCCCCUUCUCCCUGUCAGUAAGACGUGGCCCACUGCUCACAACAUGUCCUUACCUACUAGGCUAGGGUCUGGGCCUAGCAUGGGAAGACUUUGGGGACAAGUGGAGGCUGUCACAAGGGCACCACCCAGGCCUCAAAGGCCCUACUCCCUUCCUACAUUCUCUUCAAGUUCUCAAGUCAGUGCAUGUUGUGGGUCAGUCCUGGCCCUGGGGUCCAGAUUCUUGCCAGGUAUGACUACCAAGAGUUAUUCAAGAUGUGUUUGAGCUCAGUCAUGCAGAACCUAACAUGUCUCCAUUGCUCAGGACACUUGUACUAAGUUGGGUGCUUAUAGAAGAAGGAGCAUAACACUCAGUGUUGAAGUGCUCAGAGGAAAGUGGGGAGCUGCAACCAGGGGCUUGGUAAGAGCCCUGUAUGGUCUCCUCCUGUAGGAACUGCCUGACCUAAAAGCAAGGUGAUAAGUUGCUGGGGUUGGAUUAUUUAGAGCCAAAAUGAAGCAGACAGGAGUCAAAUCUGGGUUCAUAUGUAUGGCCCUGAACAUUUCAAAACCCACAGCGUUUUAUAAAUACUCCUCAGCCUCAUUCCCAGGAAUGAUAAGUAGGAGGAGCCAUUACUCAGUCUAGUCAAAAAAAAAAAAAAAAAAAAAAAGUAAGCACAUGACUCAGGCCCAAGGACUGCAUCUGAAGCAGCCAGGCCUGGGGUUUUGCACUGAGAAGAUUAAAGCAAAUUAAGCACAGGGGCUCUUGCUUACUCUCCUGGUGAAUCACCCUCUGUGCCAGUGGCCUUGGGCUGCUUAAUCUCACAGCGCAUUUUGAGUAGAGACAAGUUCUGGGCUUUGAUAGCUGAACAGGUUUUUCUCCUGCCUCCUAAUCAAGGACUGGAAGUACAUUUUCUUGUUCCCUGAUCCUUCACAGAUCAAGGUAUGCCUACCGCUCUGGAUCUGCUGCUUCUAGCUCUCUGUGUGUGAGUGGUGAGAGACUGUGGGCCAGAUUGGGCCUGCUGUAUCCCAAGGCCUGGCAAAGUAGGCGCCAGAGUUCUUCCACAACAGGAGCAGGCUCAUUUGGGAUCACUCCUCUCCCUAUUCCAGCAAAGCAAGCUUCCUUGGUGGGGGCAUGCUGCAGGGGGCCCAGGGGACAGUGCUCCAGCAAAGAAUAGAUUUCCUAGUCCACAAGAGUCCUAGGAAGCAGAAAAGCACAGAGGAACAGCAGGCUUCCUCUCCAUAGACAUCUAGCUUUUUACCAAAGGGGAGGUUCCAGUCCAGAGUUUCAGAAGUCCCGCCCCAAGCCCCCAUCCAGAAUCUCCCUUUGCGUGUCCUAAACCCUGGAACCCCUCUGCAGUAUGUAUAGAGAUGUUCAAGCUUUUAUAAACCAAGUGAGGCCCAUUCUCUUUCCUUUUCAAGCCCUUCCAUCACUGCGGCUGUCCAAAAUUCUGCCAAGUACAAAAAUUAGUGUCUGGCUCUAAUAAGUGUAUGAGAAGAUGUUUCAGUCUUCUCUUCUUGACUGCCAAAAAUUCAGUGCUUUUCCCAAGCACCACCCACCCCACACUACCUGUCAACAAAGGGAGGUUUGGGUUACUUAUAUGCGCCUCUGAAGACCACUCGCCCUAUGCGUGCUUUUCACCCAACAGUCCUCUUCCCCAUGCUCAGAUUUAAAGGGGAAGCUAGAUGACAUGGAGGAGCUGCAGGGACAGAGGGGCAGCUGAGGGAGUGGCUAUGGCCAUGUAACCUCUGCAGAUCUGCUCCUUGGCUUCCUCUCCUGAGGCCAGCCUUCCCCAACAGAACAAUGAGCAGUGGCCACUGUGGUAUCCCAGCAGUGGAGCAGCUCCCUCACCCCUAGGUACUGAUCUCACUCUCAAGUGCUCUUCUUCCUUUGAGGACAGCCACAGCCAAAGCCAUGAGUACAUUGCCUCUUUCUGCCCUCAGCCCAAGUGACUGGGGCUGGCAGGGCAGACCCCAGCUUUUCUGGCCCUGGUGCUCCCUACAGGGAUGUCACCUUGGUCUUGUUUAAGUGGCCAGGUCUUGGGACUCCCCAAUUCCUCUCACCAGUAUGGAAAGCACAGAAUCCAACUGCCUGUGAAGAGGGCACCUGACCUGGGAGUGAUCCCCAGGGUUGUGCCCAGGCCUCUUAGCCCAAAGCACAACCUCAGCCAUUGCAGGUAUCAUGGCUUCAGUAAGAAUGGUGCCAGGAAGCCCUAAAACCAAGAGGGAAGCUCUGCAGAAGCUGUCUAGCAGAGCCCCAAGCCAGCCACGUCCACCCCAGAGCCAAGAGGAACCUCCAGGCGGAACUGAGAACUGGUAGCAGGCUCUAGCAGUCCUGCAAACUCGUCCUCUUCAACCCAGCAUAGUAAAGGAAGAUAUAUACUUGGCACUAAAAUACAGAACAACCUGAUGCCAGAACUUCAGGACAUCCUAACAGCAGAACCUGUAGUCCCUUCUUACCCGCCCCCACGCCCCUUUACAGUGAACUAAAAUUGCUACUUUCUCCAUGCCGCAUUGUUUGAACUUGCCCAGGAUACCUCUCUGGGCCCCUGGCUGCAGCCCAGACAACAGAGAUCUCCUUGAGUGAGGGAUAUUAAUGUAUCUUGCUAGUUCUCGACAGCUCGGCCCUGUAGUAGGGUGGGGCUGGGCAUUUUCUCUGUUGUUGCUUUUUUGCUGCCACUGUUUUUGGCAACCUUGAAUGGAAAAGAAAAUGAACAGGUUACAGAAUUUCCGUUAGACCCAACUAGCACAAAGGAAAAGCCCUUUCCCUCUGAUUCACGUGCCCCAGUGCCCCAGAGCACAGAGAAGUGGUCAGGUCUGGUCUGGGCCAGUAGCUAAGAAGCCCAAUCACAUUGCAGUUUGUAUAGCACUGGGUUGGCAUGACCAUAGAUGAGAAUAGCAAUGCAUGAGUACUAAGGUCUUUCUGUGUCCAUGGUGAAACUGAGGGCUUCAAGCUUAGUCUCCAGCCAUUGAGGAUGGGCUAUGAUCUGUCUCCCAGCCAGACCCAGGCUUGUGAGGGGAGCUCUGAGAGCACUUGAGUAACAAUGGAGGAUCCAGUGCCCUUUGUUCCCUCAUGCCCUUCCCAUGUGCUUUUCUGAGGAAGGUUACUGACAAUAAACUGAGGGAAACACCCCAAGCCCUGUCUUCCCAUCGCUACAGCUGCAUGCUCCUGCCUGUGGCUCAGCCUGCAGAGGCA